Molecule: messenger RNA, 1091 nt
Organism: Melanaphis sacchari
Lineage: Eukaryota; Metazoa; Arthropoda; Insecta; Hemiptera; Aphididae
Product: histidine protein methyltransferase 1 homolog
Exons: 2
Coding region: 315-1058 (247 amino acids)
Biological process (GO): peptidyl-histidine methylation, to form tele-methylhistidine
Molecular function (GO): protein-L-histidine N-tele-methyltransferase activity
Source: RefSeq, a predicted model, not a curated record
AACAUAUUCUAAAUGGCACCACUGUAUAUAACUGAUAAUAACAAAAAAACAGUAUUAUCUUUAAUAUUAUCAUCUUUGAAAAACCGAAUUCUUUGACUUUAACUUACCACAGAAUUUAUUCCGGCCUAAACUGAUUAGUGAUUAGUGAGUAGUAAUUCGAUUAUUUUAAAAAUUAAUGGCUUCUGUAAGAAUUGUUUCAAGAAUAAUUAAAGAACGUGAGGAUCUAAUUUUUGUUUUUCUGUGUUGAGUAAUUAAUUAAUUUUGUACAAUGUUAUAAACAGCUUUACUAUCGUUGGCAGAUAAAAUCAUUAAUAAUGUUCAAGUUCAAUUUUAAUGCAGAUAACUUGGAUGAGUCUGUAUCUAAUGAAAAUGAACAUCAAAUAGUCAAAACAGAAGAGUUAAUUAAUCCUUACACAUUAACUACUUUACCAUUUACAGAAUUGAUUAUUGGAGAUAAGUCUUUAAAACUGAUUCAUGAAUUUCCCAAUACUUACAAUUCGGAUCUCAUUCCUGGUACUUAUGAAGGAGGUUUUAAACUUUGGGAAUGUACUCUUGACCUCUUAGAAUAUCUAAAUAAAAACACUAUAUAUUGUAAAGAAAAAUCAGUCUUGGAUUUAGGCUGUGGUACUGGCCUUUUAGGUAUUUUUACAUUGAUCUCUGGAGCUCGGAAUGUUGACUUUCAAGAUUUUAAUAAAGAAGUAUUAACCAAUACAACUAUGAAUAACGUAUUAGUAAAUUGUAAAGAAAGAUUAAAUAAUUGCAAGUACUAUUCAGGUGAUUGGAAAUCAUUUACUACAUUUAAAGAAGACAAAUAUGAUCUAAUUUUAACAUCAGAAACUAUUUAUAAUGUGAACAAUUAUGCAAAGCUUAUUAAUUUAUUUGAAAAAAAAUUAAAACCAUCAGGAAGUAUUUUAUUAAUUGCUAAAAAUUAUUAUUUUGGUGUAGGUGGUUCAAUUAUUGAGUUUUUAAAUUAUUUAAAAUCUUCUAAACUGAAUGCUGAUAUUCUUUGGACUAGUACAGAUGGAGUAAAAAAAACUUUGCUCAAUAUACAUUUUUAAUUGUAAUAGUUUUUGUUCAUAAAUAAUAUAAAA